Messenger RNA from Paramacrobiotus metropolitanus, 783 nucleotides. RefSeq names its product speckle-type POZ protein-like. The record is from RefSeq and is a predicted model, not a curated record. Gene Ontology annotation, biological process: regulation of proteolysis; proteasome-mediated ubiquitin-dependent protein catabolic process. Gene Ontology annotation, cellular component: nucleus; cytoplasm. Lineage: Eukaryota; Metazoa; Tardigrada; Eutardigrada; Parachela; Macrobiotidae. Gene Ontology annotation, molecular function: ubiquitin protein ligase binding. Bases 1 to 783 code for a protein of 260 amino acids. The transcript has a single exon.
AUGGACGUUCAAGUUCGUGAGCCCCUUUUCUCUCCGGAAUUCUUCUUAACUACCAAUACGUAUCAGUUUGGAAGCAGCCAAUUUGUCAGUAACGCAUAUCUUCUUGGCAAGGGCAACCAGGCUGGGGUGAUCAAAGACGACAUGAUCACAAUCAUCAUGGACGUCACAAUAUACAAGCAGCCCACGACCGUCACCGUGGUGCCACCAGUUUUGCCAAUGCGUGCGCUGUCGUCAAAGGAAUUUCUCAACCGGCAGGUUGCGCUGUCGUGUUCAGGGCGGGAUAACCACAGCGACUUCGUCCUCCGUUCCAGUGACGGGAAACUCUUUCCUGUUCAUGGUUUCCUCUUAAUGGCUCAUUCGCCGGUCUUUGAGGCGAUGUUGUCUCACGAUUCGCGCGAGAAACAGCAGUCACAAUGCGAUCUGGCGGAUGUGGACAGCGAAAGCGUGGAGAUUCUGGUGAAUUAUCUUUACGGAUGUCAGGCCGAACGGGUUAACAUCAACAAUGCGGAGAAGGUUCUGAUCAUGGCGGACAAGUACCAGAUUCUGGAUCUGCGUGCCGUUUGUGAAGCUUUGUUGUCGGAAACGCUUGAUGUGGACAGCAUGAUGGAGCGUUACAUUUUGGCAAGUCAUCGAGGGCUUGAUGUUCUGAAGAAUGCAGCGCUGCGAGUUAUUGGACGCAAUAUGCAGACUGUUCUCAAGGACGACGGGAUGCGGGCCGCCAUGCAAUCGGAUCCAGGUUUGCUCUCUGUUAUCGUGGAAUAUUACGAAAAGUACUGUCGCUGA